ACUUUACACACGUGCAUGCAUUUAUCUCUUUCUCUCUCUCUCUCUCUCUCUCGUUUUCUUGCUCGCUCGUUCGCUUUUCUCGCUCUUCCUCACAUAUAAGAAGGGAGAGGGGAUUGAAGUGGAGGAGCGAGAGCGAAAGACGAAGACGAGCAAAGGCAAGUCGGAAAGCAGCGCGAACGUGCGGAAGAGUGGCAGUGAGUGUCGGCGUAGAGCGAACGAGCGAACGAGCGACGAGCUAGGCGAGCGUGUGCGGUGGUGGUGGUUGGCGACUGGUGCCGUGGACGGACGGACGGACGGUCGGUCGGUCGGUCGGUCGGUCGUUCGUUCGGUCGGUCGGUCGGUCGUUCGGUCGGUCGGUUGGCGGUCGGACUGUGAUUGUGUGCAAGAAUAGAAGGAAAAACGGAAGAGGAAGUGCAAAAUUUGCGGAGUGCACUGUGCUGGCUACGGUGUGACAGACGAAAGAAGUUAGGUUUUUGUGUGGAGUUCAGCUUGUCGACGGCUCGUCUGAAAAGGGAGAUUAUCGUCAUCGCCGUCAUAUCUAAGGGAUCUCGCGCGCGCCUACGCGGACCGAAAUAUCGAGGAAUAUCUCCCCCCUCCCCCGUGUAUAUUUUAUCUUCUCUUUUUCUUAUUCUAAUCACGAGAAACCCAUUGUGCGAAAGACGAGUUAAGGGACGACGACGACGACGCGUGGAAAUCUAACCAAAAGAGGAACGUGUCACGAAAGGCACAAUGUCCGACCGAGAGAGCCUGGACGAUCAGCCACAAAAGUAUGGGAAUCCAGGCGGAUUGGAUGCUGGAGGUGCUGACUUUGAUUCUGGUCAACAAGGUCAGCAGAGUGAACAGGAACUGGCAACGAAAAUGUUACAAAUUCAAAGUAAAAGAUUCUACCUUGACGUAAAACAAAACAGACGUGGAAGAUUUAUCAAAGUUGCCGAGAUUGGAGCGGAUGGGAGAAGAAGCCAAAUUUAUCUGGCACUCAGUACAGCAUCCGAAUUUCGGGACCAUCUGUCGACAUUUAGCGAUUUUUAUGCAUCUUUAGGUCCACCAAAUCCGGAAAAUGUGCCAGAUGAUGGAAAACUCAAAUCAGAAAUGAUGGUGAAGGAUAAUAGACGAUAUUACUUGGACCUCAAGGAGAAUUCUCGCGGCCGUUUCCUGCGGGUGAGUCACCCUGUAUCACAAACGAUAACGCGGGGUGGACCUAGAACUCAAAUUGCAAUACCAGCGCAAGGUAUGAUAGAGUUUCGUGACGCACUAACAGAUCUUCUUGAAGAAUUUGGGACAGAUGAUGGUGGCUUCAAAGGCGAUUUGCCGGAGGGUCGUUAUAUGCGCGUGGAUAGCAAGAAUUUCUAUUUUGAUAUUGGCCAGAACAAUCGUGGCAUCUACAUGAGAAUUUCUGAGGUAAAAACGAACUUUAGGACAGCCAUCACUGUACCAGAAAAAUCCUGGGCUCGUUUUCGUGAUAUUUUCGCAGAUUAUUGCGAGAAGAUGAAGGAAGGCGGCGGUGGUGUCAGCAGCAGCAGCAGUGGUGGUGGAGGAGGAAACGUAUUGUCCGAGGGGAAAGGCUCGGUGGCGCAGGUACCAUCGCCAUCCUCGAAUACGCAGCCUAAUCCCAAUCCAAAUUUAGAUUCUCCCCUAAUCAAGUGAAAAAGGCUUUAACUUAACUCGAACAUUUGGGAAUUAUAACUCGUAAACUCGUUUUCAAGUCAUUAAGCGAAGUAACGGAACUUGUCAAAGUCUAUGCCAUCGUCGUCAUCGGCUAUGACAUCGACAGUCGGUCAUCGGCAUUACCGGUAUAAUCAUCGUUACGUCGUCAUCGAGACCAUUUAUCGCCAUUAUCACCGUCGGCAAAUCAUUGCCAUCGUCACACGUCGCAUCAUCACACUUGCCACUAAGCGCAAACACCAAAAUUCGCCUGAAAUAUGAUCAUUGUAUCGCAGAGAAUAUCAACCGAUUGUUGAGUAUAUUCAUACAAUCAGAUUUGAUAAAAGAAAAAAAAAAGACAAAACCGGAUGCGUGACAUGGUUAUUAAUAUAAAAUUGUUAGAACGUAAAGACAAGGAAGACAGGAAAAGAAAGGGGCUAAAUGAUGAUGACGAUACGUGUGUGUAUGUGUGUACGUAUGCGUGUGCGCGCGUACGUGUUGCAUGUAUCUGCGUGUGUGUACGCGUGUACGUGCGCGUGCGGAGGGAAAAUGGUUCACUGCCGCUCGUGCGACUAACACAGAAUAGAUAAUACACAUUUUAAAAAAAGAGAAAGAAACAAAAAAUGCAACGGAAAAUCGAGAGUAUGAUUAUCGAGCGAUUAUCUUUUUAGGCGAACACGAGUUGCCAUUGAUUAACGUUAUGAGUACUACCGUUCAUUUCCUGUCUCCAUAUAGACGCAUAUUUGUUUGGUUUCACUAAUUUUCGUAUUGUACAUUAUUCUUUUAAUCUUGAGCGUUUAGACACGCACACGCAUUCUGCAUUUUACGUGUAUGAGUUGGACGGAUGAGAAUUUUAAACGGGAAAUGAACUGUAGUGUAGAUCACGUUGCAAUUGAAUUUGAUCGUUCAGAAUUUAUGAAUAAAUAGUUGUUAUAUUAACGAUUAUAUCACGAGUAAGUGUAAAGGAGAAAUUGUGUGAGUUGUCGCGAGAGAAAAAAAGGUAGAAACAAAGAUCUAUUGUAUCUAUGUAGGCAGUAUGUGUGUAAGUCUCUUUCUUCGAUUUAAUCGAGGAAAGAUCUCAAGGUCGCUGGUAGCUUUGGCGAAUAUUUGUCGAGAAAAUGUCGCAAAUUGGAUAUAAAUAAAAUGUUGCUAAGUGCGAUUUCAUUACUUUUGUUUGACGGUGCGAUUUAUUACUGUAAUAAAUUAUUAAGUUGAACAAAAAAAGUAUAUAUACAUAAGAAGAAGCAAAAGAAUAAAAAUAAAGAUCGCAUCUUUUAUUCUAAUAUUUAUAUUACUGUCUGCAUCACACGAUAUCGUACAUUUAUUUGAAAUCUGAACAUCUCUAUUAAAAAUAAACCUCACACACACACACACACACACACACACACACAAAACAUGGGUGAAAAAGAAUGAAAAGAUGCUAAACGAGAAAAUACGAAAUCAUUAAUACAUAUUAAUAUGUAUAUUACACAAAAUUCAUUAUAUAUUGCGGUUUCUUUUGUGAAUUUGUAUGAAAAGUACGCAUACAAUCAUACAUACAUAAAAGCUUUCAGAAAAUGCAAGAAGCGCACACACACACACACACACACACACACACACACACACAACAUAAGUACACUUAGAGAAAAGUAUUCUGUAACUAUAAUUGAAUAUAAGAAAUAAUUGUAGUUUGAAAAUCUUAUUUUAAAGUUAUCACUACUAUAAUGUUAAUUAUAGCAGUAAUAAUAAUGUACAAUGUAUUACACUGACUUAAAAGAUGAUUGUAAUUACCAUUUUAUGUAUGUGGAGUUGGCAUCAAAAAUGAUUAAUUUAUAAUCAUUUUUUGUGCCAAUUGUAUUUAUAUUAUGGUAAUUACAACCAUUCUUUUUUCGUAAUAUUGUAUGUUACUAACAUUGAACUAGUAAUAAUUGUAAGAAUGGAUUUCUAACUUUAAUUAUUUUACUCGUUCAAUUAUAAUCACAAAUACCAAUAUUUUUCUCUCAGUGUGCAUACAAUAUUUGUAUACAAACUUGAAUGACAAACAUGCAAUUUCGGCACUUUCCACUGAAAAUCCACAAAAUAACGGUAAUCGUAUUUCACCAUGAAAAUUGUAUAAUUCCAUCGUAAAGAAUGAACGAUACAAGAAAUGGUGUGUACGUGUAUGUUAUUAAGUUACAUAAAAAUUCACAUGCGAUGAUCAACUUCUAAUACAAUUGCAUAUUAGGUAUGUAUUAUAUGAAUGCAUAGUAGGUAUUUAUAUAGAAUCUAUGUAGCUGUAUAAUUGUAAUGAAAUGCCAAUGUCCGCGGACCUAGGCAGCUGUGCGAAUCCGACGAUGUAUGAUUAAUUAAAUUGGGAAUCAUGUUGUUAGACCUACAAUUGCUUAGGCCCCUCCUGCCGGACACAGGAAGAAAGAUAAAGUUAUAUCGAACGAUAUACAAAAAAGGAGAAGUAAUAUUUCAAAACAGUCGAGACUGAGAGAACAAGGAAGUAGAAUAACACAAUCGAGUUAUCUUCCAAAAAAAGGGAAUCUUAACAUGUUUCAGUUCUGCAACGUUAUACUAAUGUCAAUAAUGAUAAAUAUACAAUAUCCUUUCGCUUUUGUUUCUCUUCCAAAUAAACAAAUUGAUCGAAAUCUAUACAUUAUUCGCACUGGUGCGAAUAAAUAACAAGCAACGUGUAUAAAAAAAGAAAAAAGCACAUAGAUACAUAUUAAAAAGAAAACCUAAUUGGAAAUAAGCAUAUUUAAUUGAAUUGAGUGCAUAAUCAUUUUCGAGAGAGAAUAUAUGAAUAAAAUUUUAUUUAUUUUAUAGCGAUAAACUUAUUUCGAUUUAAAAAGUUAUUUUUUAUUUGCAUUUUUUUUCUAAAAUUGCGAUUUCGGCUGGUCUGAAUUUAAUUAGCAUGUAAGUUUCGAUGAAUAUAUUAAAUAUAAAUUAUACAAUAACAAAUUUUCAAACACGCACGAGUGGAUAAAACAUUAAAACAAAAACUUCGAAGUUUUAUCCGUUAUAAUUUAUAUUUUUUCAAUUUAAUUUUCGUUCUAGCAUCUUUUAAACAUUACUGUGAUUCACACACACACACACACACACACAUACACACACACACACACAUACACACACGCAUGCAUAUGGAAUGAAUAGAUUGAAAUUAUCCAAUCUCCAAUAAAUCCUAAAAGAUAUGAAUGUCUUACUAAAAUGUUUCAGAUUAAAUUUACUUAAUUUUAAGUAUAAAUCUAUGAUAUCAACAUAAUAUUGCGUUAGAUAAAAGCAGAAUAUUUCGAGGUUUUUCUAAAUUAUUGAUAUUUUUAAAAAUAAAUUAUAUCUAUAUAUUUUUUAAAUAUAAAUAUCAAAACUAUCAAAAAAUAAAAUUAUUAAUAUAAAUAAUUAUCAAUAAUUUUAUCCUAUACAUUUUAAUCAAGAGAGAGUAGUAUUUUAUACCAACUAAACGCGCAGCGUAAGAAUUUAUUACUCCCUAUAUAAAACAUGAAAUAUCUCGUAAACCAUUUAUUUUUUAAUAACUUUAUCUGAAUAAUUUUGUAUAAUGAUGAAUGUAAAAUUACGAAAAGUAUCGAUUGAUAUUAAAAAUAAUGUAAUAAAAUAAUUACAUUUUUAAUAAAAGUACAUUUGCUUAUUGCACUUGCAUUGUACCUGCAAAAAAUAAGAUCAUUAACUGAGUUUUGUUAUUCUAUGUGUAAAAUACAAAAUAUUAAGCUAAAGAUAUUGAAAAAUAACGACUUUAUGAGAUGUUUUAACUUUGCAUUAGAAUACAUAUUGAGGUGAAAAUAAAUAUUUUGUAUUCAUUUUUCAAUAAUUUAAUAUCUCUACGCAUGACUAAUAAGAAGAAUCCGAUUUAUAUACACGCGAUUUUUAUAUAAAACGCGAUUUAAUUUCAAACAACUGAGAUACUCUUCGUAUCUGGAACAAAAUUGUUCUAACUACAAAAUUGUUUCCUUUGAAGUUAGCAAAUUUUAUCAAAUACUUAUUUUAUAUUAUUUUAAUUCAUAUUUUAUAAGGAUUUAUUGGUAAUGAUAAUUUCUAGUAACUCACCCUGUGUGUACAUGUGUGUACAUCUAACAUAUGUUGACAAUCUUUUUUACAUGAUCAUACUUUAUAUUCAUUUUUUAUCACCAAAUUUAAUUGAUUUUUUUUUUCAAGGGUGGAAUGGGAUCAGAAUUAUUUGUGCAGAAAUAUUGUACAGUAUUCAAAGGAACGUUGUAAAAACAAGAAUGGCAAAGAAAAGUCAUAAGAAAAUCGUUCAAGAUGGCACAGAUGGUAUGAUAUUGUGAUCUAUACAAGUUACAAAUCACAAAGCAUCCAUAAGUAGUAAAUAUUUAAGAUAUAAAUAUAUACAUAGACACACACACACACACACACACACACACAUAUAUCCUUCUAUGGUGACUAGAGAAAGGUGAAGACACUGUCUUAUUAAAUGAAUACGCGCAAUAGCGCGUACGAAACACAAAUGUGUUAUUAACAAGUGAGGACAACUACAAACGUACCUAACUAAAGCAGAAAAAUAAAAUACAGAGAAAGAAAAAACAAAUAUAAAGAAAAACGUAAAUGAAGAGAUACCGUCUCAUGUGUGUAAGAAUAAACAAAGUAAUAUAAAAUAAAUGAAAGAAGAAAAAACAUGAUGCUCCUGCCACGCAGCGAGUCUUUAGACAGCUUUAAGAGAAUAAUUAUAAAUAAUAAAACAAUUAUUAAAUAAUUACGAUGAACUUUCUAUAUGUUGAAUCGUGUCUAGUGAGAGAAGUACUAUCAAAGUAAAGCAACACAAAAAAAUAUGAAUACUACUAUUGCCACACGUAAAUUAAAUGCAUUUUAUAUGACUAUUGAUUAGUUAUUUCUGUCGGAUGUUCUUUUGUUUUCUUUUGUUUUCCUUUUUUAUUUUCUUUGGUAAUACAUGUAACAAAGAGAGGAUAGUUACGGAGUAGCUUUUAGUGUUUCGUUUACUGUUUUACAAACAUUUUAUGAACAUUGCGCAAUUGGAGAACGAAGGAUCUUUUUUGCCGGGGUGUUAUAACGCGUCUGCAAGGAAAUGCCAGAGUUCCAUAUACUUUGUGUUUUUAUAUAUUUGAUUACAUACACCACCACUGUUAUCCAUUGUCACGCGCUAUUAUUGUCACGUAGAAUUUUUAUAGGUAUGAUGCGUAGCGGGCGACAGUUAUGUGUAGCGACCAACACACCAACAUUUGCGCUCUAAAUAGGAUUGCGAUCUAUGUCUUUUGUUGCGGGACGACUCGUCAAUCGCGAUAUCUUUCUCGCUGCGCGAAGUUAUGAUUUGUAUCGUAAAAAAAAUUAAGAAUGAAAACCGCAUCGUUGCUGCGAUUAUUCUUAUUCUUAUUGUCAUUAUUAUUAUUACGAUUAUAUUGUCAUUAUUCUUAAUAUUACGAUUAUUCUUCUUAUAUUAUCACUAUGAUUAACUAUUAAUACUUUAUUAUCAGAACACUAGUUGUGUACUGAUAUCAUUAAUUAUAGUGAGUUAUGAUGAAUCGAUCUUAGAGUGGACCGAUUCUUUUUUGUUUCUUCCUUUAACAUUUAUUAUGAAAAUGUUUAGUUGAGUUUGAAAUUCAAUAGCUUCUUUCCGUUCAUCUUCUUAUUUUUCUCAUUCUCAACUUGGAUUUCAAUCACAAAUCUUCCUUCUCUCUUCUCGUCUGUAUUAAAGUAAAAAGAUUUCCUUUCCCAUUUUUUUUGACUUGCAUUCCGUUCAUUUUGAGUAGUUUGAAAUUCUGGUCUUUAGAAUUGAGUAUUAUGUCACAAAAGAGAAAAGAGGGAAACGCGUAAUAUUGAUAAAUGUGCGAACUGAAAAGAAAAAUAAAGAGAAAAGGAGAGAACCAUUUCGACAUCGUUAAAUUAGACAUUACUUAGAUUCAGCAAUUGAGCAUAUCGAGCAGAGUUAAUUAUCUUUCGGCGCGUUGCGUUUUCCUUUUUUUUCUCCUCCUGGCACGCUCUCGCGUGUGUGCAUGCGUGCGUGAAUGUUAAAUUUGUGUACAUGUGUAAGCUCGACAAUCGAAAACGAGCGAGCUAUUCUUUGUAAGGCGAGACAAGAGAUUGAGAAAAAGGAAAGCCAAUCGCAAGGACGAUGCGCCGUUGAACAUGUCAACCCUGCGAUCCAUAAGGAAAUUAUAUCGCAGAUAUAAUACGUGUCCUUGCGAAUUAUUACAUUAAAUCAAUAGGGUAUGAGAAUCAAAGUUUGUUGUUGCAGAAAAACAAUGAGAAUUACUGCGAUUGGCCUUUGUAUGUCAUUUGAUUUAUUAAAGGUAACAAUCUGUUGCAAACUUUCAAACUUUUUCAUCUUCCCACAUGCACGACACGAGUUCUUUUCAAGCGUCCGUCACGUGGUGCAUCCGAUUAAAAUGAAAUCUCAUCAUUCUGUUAUUUCGCAACACAUCGCGUAAAACAUUUUCUUAUGUUGUAAGAUGAAAUUGCCGUCGUAAAGUAUGAUUUAAAAUUCGAUAAAAUCUUUACAUUAAGCGCAAAAACACAUGCAUUUGCGGUGCAUCGUCCUCGGUAUAAAGAACUGUUAUGCAAACAGAUACUAAAGAACAUUUAACGUGGGAAGAGAA
Monomorium pharaonis (pharaoh ant) is the source of this 8186-nucleotide messenger RNA. It is a transcript of the gene Pur-alpha, whose product is annotated as transcriptional activator protein Pur-beta. Gene Ontology annotation, biological process: regulation of transcription by RNA polymerase II. Gene Ontology annotation, molecular function: purine-rich negative regulatory element binding; DNA-binding transcription factor activity, RNA polymerase II-specific; RNA polymerase II transcription regulatory region sequence-specific DNA binding. Bases 730 to 1644 code for a protein of 304 amino acids. Gene Ontology annotation, cellular component: nucleus. The record is from RefSeq and is a predicted model, not a curated record. The transcript has 7 exons. Lineage: Eukaryota; Metazoa; Arthropoda; Insecta; Hymenoptera; Formicidae.